CAAAACAGCAAUCGUCCAAAGUCCUUCCUUCACUCCAAUCCCUUGCUCAGUCAAAGUCUUCCCUUUCAUCCUCUUCUUCCUCCUCAUUAACUUAUUUUAAGAACCCAUCACUCUGAUAACAGUGCCUGCACCUGCAACUCACUCAGAAAUGGAACUCCGAUCUCUGAUUUUCCCUCUUUUCUUCUCCUUUCUCUUCUCCAUUUCCGCUGCUCAAAUUACGCCCGGCUCCUCCCUGUCUGCUUCUAACCCAAACCAGACUUGGCUUUCCCCCAACACCACAUUUUUUGUGGGAUUUGUCCAGGUGGAUUCUGGCUAUGUCGCCGCCAUUAACUACUUUGGUGGUGUGCCAAUCUGGACCGCUGGUGGCCCUUCCGUUUCCGUUGAUUUUGAUGGAGCCUUUCAUUUCCGCUCUAAUGGUACUCUCCAACUCGUCAACGGCUCUGGUGCUGUCGUCUGGGACUCCAACACUAGCCAUCUUGGUGUGACCUCUGCCUCGCUGGAUGAUUCCGGCAAUUUAGUCCUUCGUAAUCGCAGUGGUUUUUCGGUGUGGUCGAGUUUUCAGAAUCCCACGGAUACCAUAGUCCCAGGUCAAAAUUUCACGGUAAAACAAGUUCUUAAAUCUGGUAUUUACUCAUUUCAGCUUCGUAAUUAUGGAAAUCUCACGCUGAGAUGGAAUGAUAGCAUAGAUUACUGGAAUCAAGGUUUGAAUUCAUCUGUUGGUUCUAAUUUGAGUUCGCCAGUUCUGGGAUUGCAGCCAAUUGGGAUUUUAUCCAUUUCUGAUUUGACUUUAACUAGUGCAUAUAUUGUGGCUUAUAGUAAUGAUUAUGCAGAAGGCGCUGACAUAUUGAGGUUUUUAAAGUUGGACAGUGAUGGGAAUUUGAGGAUUUAUAGUUCUGCUUUAGGUAGUGGAAUAACAACUAUGAGAUGGGCAGCUUUGGCUGAUCAGUGUCAAGUUUUUGGAUAUUGUGGGAACUUGGGGAUUUGUAGUUACAAUGAUUCGGGUUCGAAUCCCAUUUGUGGAUGUCCAUCUGAGAAUUUUGAGCCUGUUGAUGUGAAUGAUAGUAGAAAAGGGUGUAAAAGAAAGGUGGAGAUUGAGAAUUGUCCUGGGAGUGCAACUAUGUUGGAGAUGGAUCAUGCCAAGUUCUUGACCUACCAGCCUGAGAUAUCCUCUCAGGUUUUCUUUGUGGGAAUAUCAGCUUGUAGGUUGAAUUGUCUUGUUGGAAGUUCUUGUGCUGCCUCAACAUCUUUGUCGGAUGGAACUGGGUUGUGUUACUUAAAAACAUCAGACUUUGUUAGUGGUUAUCAGAACCCAUCACUUCCUAGUACUUCAUAUGUCAAGGUUUGUGGACCGGUGAAACCAAACCCUACACCUAAUUUGCAAAUUGAUGGAAAUAGCAAAAGUAGACUUCGGGUUUGGCUUCUUGUUGUUGUUGUUGUGGUUACCCUUGUUGGUUUGGUUGCUAUAGAGAGUGGUAUGUGGUGGUGGUGCAGUAGAAAUAGUCCCAAAUUUGGCAGUUUGUCAGCUCAGUAUGCACUUCUUGAGUAUGCCUCUGGUGCGCCUGUGCAGUUAUCGUAUAACGACCUGAAUCGUGCAACAAAGGGAUUCAAGGAGAAGCUUGGUGCGGGAGGAUUUGGAGCUGUUUAUAAAGGCAUUCUUGCUAAUACAACAGUAGUUGCAGUUAAGCGGCUUGAGGGAAUUGAGCAGGGUGAGAAACAGUUCAGGAUGGAGGUUGCUACUAUAAGUAGUACUCACCAUUUGAAUUUGGUGAGAUUGAUUGGAUUUUGUUCUGAGGGACGGCAUAGGCUCUUGGUCUAUGAGUUCAUGAAAAAUGGGUCACUUGAUAAUUUCCUUUUCACUCCAGCUGAGCAGUCAGGGAAAUUGUUGAGCUGGGAGCAAAGAUUUAACAUUGCCCUUGGUACUGCAAGAGGAAUCACAUAUCUUCAUGAGGAAUGUCGAGAUUGCAUUGUUCAUUGUGAUAUCAAGCCAGAAAACAUCCUCUUAGAUGAGAAUUACAAUUCCAAGGUGUCAGAUUUUGGUCUUGCGAAGCUCAUAAAUCCUAAAGAUCAUAGGUAUAGAACUCUCAGAAGUGUAAGAGGGACAAGAGGGUAUUUGGCACCGGAGUGGCUUGCGAAUCUUCCCAUAACUUCCAAAUCUGAUGUUUACAGUUAUGGUAUGGUUUUAUUGGAGCUAGUGAGUGGAAGAAGGAAUUUUGAGGUCUUCGAAGAAACAAAUCGGAAAAAGUUCUCUGUGUGGGCUUAUGAAGAGUUCGAGAAGGGUAAUGUGAAUGCCAUUGUGGACAAAAAGCUUGAUGAUCAAGAUGUGGAUAUGGAGCAAGCAACAAGGGCAAUUCAGGUGAGCUUUUGGUGUAUCCAAGAGCAACCAUCUCAUAGGCCAAUGAUGGGAAAAGUAGUGCAAAUGCUAGAGGGAAUAACAGAGAUUAAGAAACCACCCGCUCCGAAGGCAACAACUGAAGGCUUAGCUUUUGGCACAAGCAUCAACAUGAGCAGCAAUGGCAGUACUUUCUCAACCUUUGCAGCUUCAGCUUCUGCCCCAGCUCCGUCAUCAUUUUCCUCAUAUCAGACUACUGGAGUUUCGCCUUUGCCUUUGGGGAGGAAUAUGGAGGGGGCAUCUUCAUCACCAUUGGGUUCUGACCUUAACUGAAACACCUUUUCAUACUUGCAAUUCAUUCACAACACUGAGAACCCCGCAGCCCCAAAACUUUUGCCGGUGAAAUAUAAAUACAAUACAUGAUCAUGAUAUAAUCUUUGUAAAAUGUUGUUCUUAUUCUAAAGUGUAAUAUAUAAAUUUGUAGGAUUGAGGCUUUUUCUUCACCAGUUUUCUUGUUUAUACAAUUUCAUUCCAAAUAUAAUGCUUUUUUGCUCA
Messenger RNA from Hevea brasiliensis (rubber tree), 2884 nucleotides. Its product is annotated as G-type lectin S-receptor-like serine/threonine-protein kinase At1g34300. Bases 149 to 2662 code for a protein of 837 amino acids. Gene Ontology annotation, biological process: protein phosphorylation. The record is from RefSeq and is a predicted model, not a curated record. NCBI's taxonomy places the organism in Eukaryota, Viridiplantae, Streptophyta, Magnoliopsida, Malpighiales, Euphorbiaceae. Gene Ontology annotation, molecular function: ATP binding; protein serine/threonine kinase activity. The transcript has a single exon.